AUGGAUCAAAAGCAAGACACAGCAACGAAAUCGCUCAAAUGGAUCAGCAAUCAGAAAGCCUGUGCUUUCUUUUGCUCAAUGUUGAGCUUAUUUUAUGCAUUAGUGUUGAUUAUUGGAGCAGUGAUUGUCGAAAUUUCACCAACAUGGUCCACAAGAUUACAUCAAGCUGAGUUGAUUUUCUACGUUUGGAUGUAUGGAGUUGGUCUACUUAUCUUUGCUUAUUUUUACCUCAUCUUCAUUCACAUCGAAUGGCUAAGUUUUGCUCAACGAUUGCUUAUGAGAUUAAAUCUUUUAGCUGAAGAGAGUCUGGAACUAACUGCUUGUUCACAUUCAAACAUUGCUGCAAGCAGUCUUUAUUUAAGAUUCGGUGCUUUGGCUUUUGGCUCUUUUGGAAUCGUUCUCCUUUGCUCUGAAAUUGUUACGACUCUUGAUGAAGAUGUCUAUCAGUGUGCAAAGACUUCAGCAAAAUACAUUCUAACAUGCUUAUUCGUUUUUGUUCAAAUGCAUUUCAUUUUCACGAACUCAAAGAUAAUCAUUGAUCGCUCAAAGAUAUUCUGCUAUUUUGGACUGAUGCACAUUGUAGCAGUGAAUGUCUUUUCAGCUAUCCGAUACAGUCUCGUCGAAGCGAUUCAUUAUCACACAAAACACAAAUCCCUACCGAAUAUCUCGAAAGAUCAACCCGCUCAACUACUCGGUCUACAACUUCUCGUCGAUAUUCAUCUAGGAGCUCAAACGUCAACUAUUUUUGUCACAUGUUUGGUUGAGUAUUUCUUGAUCGGCUCGGGUAUGAUGUUUGUGUUAUGGUUGGAAAUUGGAGGGAAAUCGAUUCAGUCAAGACAAAUUCCAGUAAAUCAUCGAAGAAAUAGUAUGAUUGCUGAUUGCAGUCGCUCUACAACUGGCCUCUUUGGUGGGAUUCUGUACAUGUGUUUGGCCGUUGUGGCAAUUGCAAUCAAUAUCAUUUUGGAGCAUCAUGUCCCAAUCAAUCACGAUCCUGAUGAAGAACCAAUUGCAUUUUAUUGGCUUGGAACCGCUCAACUUUUGUUGUAUCUAUGGAUUUUAGUGAUUAUCUUUUAUGGUUUAUGGAGAAUGAGAAAUCUUCAAUAUCGAGCUGAUCCAAGGAGAAAAAGCGGAGAGAUUCUUGAUCGAAUUCUUCUCGUCAUUGGCGUCUUUGGAGAAAUCCUCUUUUGCUUCAUUGCUAUCGAUUUAUGGCUAGAAAACAAAAAAACUGAUGAUGGAUGGAGCCGCUUUCAGCCAAUAUAUUUCCUUUUUGUUUAUAUCUUACGGCUUUCUUCAGCUCUUUCCCAAGCAAUGUUCAUCUUGUUGAGUGGAAGAUUAAUUGCUCGAAAUGAAAAUGAGCAAAAGGUAAAAAGUGGAAAGCAAUCGAUUACAUUUUUGCUUGUGGCUAACAUUUCGCUCUUUAUUUUCACCAUGUAUGAAUCGAUGAGAAGCAAUUUACCGAUCGAACUCUCGAGUCUCGCCUAUCCAUAUCUCAUUUAUGGAAUCAGUCCAUUCACUGUUUUCUAUAGAUUCCACAGCGCUGUCUGUUUGCUAGAGAUCUACCGGAAAACCUACAAUACAAAGUUUUACGAGACGCUCCAAAUGCGGGCUUUCUCUGUCGAUCUUGUCGAUGAUCCAAUUGAAGAACUC
This is a messenger RNA of Mesorhabditis belari, 1647 nucleotides long. The record is from the annotation of a GenBank genome assembly. Lineage: Eukaryota; Metazoa; Nematoda; Chromadorea; Rhabditida; Rhabditidae.